Austrofundulus limnaeus is the source of this 1273-nucleotide messenger RNA. Its product is annotated as retinal Mueller cells isomerohydrolase. NCBI's taxonomy places the organism in Eukaryota, Metazoa, Chordata, Actinopteri, Cyprinodontiformes, Rivulidae. The record is from RefSeq and is a predicted model, not a curated record. Gene Ontology annotation, molecular function: all-trans-retinyl-ester hydrolase, 11-cis retinol forming activity; retinol isomerase activity; beta-carotene 15,15'-dioxygenase activity. Gene Ontology annotation, biological process: retinal metabolic process; zeaxanthin biosynthetic process.
GAGGCAGGAUGGAAGAGGGGAGGAGGGAAAACGAAAAGAUGGAGGAGAAGGAGGGGUGUCAGUUUCCAUUCCUUCCUGCAGGAAAUGUGUGCGGUUUAAAUCCAAACCAGAGUUUCUUUUGCAACAUUUCUGAGACAAGAAAGUGUUCAGAGUGUAAACAGCAGCAUGGUCAGCCGGUUCUUUACUUACUUCAAAGGAAUGGAAGUGACUGAUAACUGCAUGGUGAACAUCUAUCCGAUUGGUGAGGACUUCUACGCCGUCACAGAAAGCAACUUCAUCACCAAGGUUGAUCCAGAUUCUCUAGAAACAUUGAAGAAGGUGGACCUGUGUAAGUACCUCUCAGUGAAUGGGGUCACUGCCCACCCCCACAUUGAAGCAGAUGGUACAGUCUACAAUAUUGGGAACUGUUUUGGCAAGAACAUGAGUCUGGUGUACAACAUCGUAAAGAUUCCUCCUGCGCAGGAAGCCAUGAAUUUGUGUAUAACUACCUGUACCUGGCCAACCUGAGGGAGGAGUGGGAGGAGGUGAAGAGAGCAGCCAUGAGAGCUCCUCAGCCAGAGGUCAGACGAUACGUCCUGCCGCUGGAUAUUCACAGGGAAGAGCAGGGGAAGAAUCUGGUGUCUCUGCCCUACACAACAGCAACUGCUGUUCUUCACAGAGACGGCACCAUCUGGCUUGAACCUGAAGUUCUGUUUUCUGGACCACGACAGGCCUUUGAGUUUCCACAGAUUAACUACUCUCAGUGUUGUGGGAAGAAAUACUCCUUCGCCUACGGACUCGGACUGAACCACUUCAUUCCCGACAGGAUUGUUAAGCUGAACGUGCAGACCAAAAAAUCCUGGGUGUGGCAGGAGGAAGACUGUUACCCAUCAGAACCGGUUUUUGUCCCAACACCUGGAGCCACAGAGGAGGAUGAUGGCGUGCUGCUGAGCAUUGUGGUGAAACCGGGUGCAGAGAGACCAGGAUUCCUGCUGGUUCUGGAUGCCGUGAAUCUGAAAGAACUGGCCAGGGCUGAAGUGGACGCCAUCAUCCCCGUCACUUUACACGGGAUGUACAAACCACAGUCCUCAGACUGAACGCUGUUUCCUGCCUGUUUGUCAAAUCUUCAACUUUAAUGCAGCUGCAGCAUUUAUAACAAAUACAAUACUUGAAAACAUGUUUUAUACCAAAUAUUUAGUUAAACAUGUUUUUUUUAUUCUCUCACAGCGAAAUUAUAAUCAACUGAAUCGAGAAGCAGUGUUUGUGUGCAAGAAAAUUUUGGAGCAUCUUUUCA